Molecule: messenger RNA, 963 nt
Organism: Serendipita indica DSM 11827
Lineage: Eukaryota; Fungi; Basidiomycota; Agaricomycetes; Sebacinales; Serendipitaceae
Source: the annotation of a GenBank genome assembly
AUGGAACGGACCAAGUACGAAAUCACCACCUUGUUGCUCACAUAUAAAAUUCUGGUGUCGGCAGGUAUCGCUCGAUUCGGACGCAUGCUUGAGACGACGCGGAUCCAGGGCGAUGAGCUGUACGCGGACAAAUGGGGCCGACUCAAGGAUUUUGGCACAGGGUUGUUCAACACGCUCGAGUUCCAUGCGCAGUAUGAGCCUACAGGUAGAUGCCUAAUGGUUGUGCAACGGGACGAUUACACCCGGAAAGAGAAGAAGAAAGGCACUUCAGAUGCACCAGAAAGACCUUUGGAUUCGAUCCCGACCACCGUAACCACCUCUGCGGGUCAAUCCAGCAACAUCGGCGCCCCAAACAUCGCCGAGACAAACACCAAUGUUAUCAAAAGCGAAAGUAAAAACGAUAUCACUGGUGAAGCGGGACCAGGGAGCGAGCCGCGGGUCCAUGAGCGAGUUCGUAGAUCGAAUACGGAAAAGUGGCUCGCUCAAGCCGCGCUCAUUCUCAAUCUGACCAAGAGUGCUGCCGAUGCGGCUGGUCUUGCACCGCUCAAAGGCGCUUGUGAGGGCGCAGUGACCGUCCUUGAGGUCAUCCAGGCUUUCAAUAACGGCAGAUCUGCUUGGAAUGAACUCGCCAAAACCAUUCAGAUGCAAAUCGGUGCAUUCAAUGCCCAACUAAACCAGCCUGGAAUCAACGACGUGGUCGAUGACUCGGUCAAAGGCCCGAUUGCAAACUACAUUGCUACGCUCAAGGAACUGCUUGCCGACGUGUGCGAAGACGCUGACAUCAACAAGACCAAUUUCGAGAAUAAAGAGGGGCUCUUGAAGAUGUUUGUGAAGCGCAGUGGCACAAGCAAGCUGGAAACGGAUAUAAUCAGCACCUACGAAAAGCGUUUGAAGGCUGCGGAAUCAAAAUACUCGUAUCUGAUUCCCACUUUCUUCUUUGCACAGUAUUCAGGCCUUGAGUAG